Anisakis simplex (herring worm) is the source of this 558-nucleotide messenger RNA. The record is from the annotation of a GenBank genome assembly. NCBI's taxonomy places the organism in Eukaryota, Metazoa, Nematoda, Chromadorea, Rhabditida, Anisakidae.
GGUCUUAUUGCUGGAACUGCUGCUGGAACUUCAGCUCAAGGUGCGGGAAGUGCGGAGUUUGGCUCGGGAAGUGGGCGAGAAUCCGAGGCUGGUCUUGGGGAAUUGAGGGAACUAAGGAUCGAUGUUGGACAUGAUUUGGGUUCGAGGUGUUUGUCUGGGGGAGAGGGUAGGGGUGAGCUAGCAAAAUCGGGUGCAAAUGGGGGGUCUCGAGAAGAAAAGCCUGAAAUGAGCGAAGGCUCAGGGAGCGGGCAGCCGUCAUCAGGAGAUCGAAAGACGGAGGAAUUGGGUGGUGGUUGUACGACACCGCUGGCGGAAGAGCAGCCUCAACAAGGCGGCAGCAGCAGCACCUCAGCAAACGCGUCCACAUCGCAUUUGUAUCCGUCUUUAACAGUUUUAACUGGGCAUCUUUCGGCGUCUCAGCCGGAAAUUGGAUCUCAAAGUGGUGGAGUUUGGAGCGGGGUUGACGCCCAGAAUCGUGAUUCGAGCAGAUCGCUGGAGAGAUCGGACACUUUGAAAGCUGAGCAGCAGGCAGCGGAGGAGGAACAGGCAGUGAAAUUG